This is a messenger RNA of Lachancea nothofagi CBS 11611, 912 nucleotides long. The record is from the annotation of a GenBank genome assembly. Lineage: Eukaryota; Fungi; Ascomycota; Saccharomycetes; Saccharomycetales; Saccharomycetaceae.
AUGUCAGCUGCUUCCGAAACCAUCAGCAACACCAGUGCCGAAACCGAAGGUCUGCAACUUCCCAGAACCAUUGUAGACCCCGAGACCACGAUCUUCGUCGGCAAUGUGGCCCGCGACUGCGAAGAAGCGGAUCUACAGAGUGUGUUUGAGGAAGACGUGGAGGUGGAAAUCCCAUCGGUCAAGAGCGGGAGACUGUUCAAGCAGCGCUACGCAUUUGUCAAGUUUCCCUCCAAGAUCGACUUCGACGCCAUCAAGACCAAGUACGACAAGACCGUCGUCAAGGAAAGAGGCAUCUACAUCAGACGCGCGCAAACCGAAGAGGAGCGCGACGAGAAGCGUAAAGCCAGAGCCAGCAGACCUAAAAAGACCAGCACGCAACGUAGCUCUGAUGACGCUGUAGAAACCAUCGACAACUCGGAAUCUGGCGAAAUUGACCCUGUCACGGGCGAGCCCUCCCAGUCGAGCAGGAAACCAGCCAGGUCCGCCAUUCCAGCGCCUCCAAAGAGACAAGAAAGACCAAGAGCACCUCUAGAGUCCAUGGAAAGAUCUACCGACACGCUGUAUGUCAACAACGUGCCUUACAUGGCUACCAAGGAGCAAGUGGCCGAGUUUUUCAACACCAAACCCGAACUAGUAGUAUUGCCACUCAGGAGAAUGCGCAACGUCAAAACGAAACAAUUCUUCUACUCCAAGAGGAUGAACAGAGGUAUUGCUUUCGUCACUUUUGAAGACUGCUCCGACAUUGCCCAAAAAGUAACCGAGUUCCAGGGCAAAGCUUUCAACGACCGCGAAUUAGCCGUGGAUGUUGCUGCCUUAAAACCACCCCGUGAAGAAGAGCCUUCGCAAGAGAACGAGCAGCCAGAAGCUGCUUCUUCCGAGUCCAACACGGUUGAGGAAACCACUACUGUCUAG